Messenger RNA from Capsicum annuum, 1243 nucleotides. RefSeq names its product PGR5-like protein 1B, chloroplastic. Gene Ontology annotation, molecular function: oxidoreductase activity, acting on iron-sulfur proteins as donors. Lineage: Eukaryota; Viridiplantae; Streptophyta; Magnoliopsida; Solanales; Solanaceae. The record is from RefSeq and is a predicted model, not a curated record. The transcript has 11 exons. Bases 220 to 1179 code for a protein of 319 amino acids. Gene Ontology annotation, cellular component: chloroplast thylakoid membrane. Gene Ontology annotation, biological process: photosynthetic electron transport in photosystem I.
UCCAAGAAAACAGAAUUUUUUUUUUUAAGUUUUCAAUAUCCUCCACACAUUCAUCACAUAACCUUAUCUUGAUCACUUUAACAAAACCUCAUCAAACUAACAAAUUUUCAGAUUUUUUUCACAAAUGCAUUGUUCAUUUCUACAACCCCUUUUGCUCCCUCUUGAUCACUCCCUCUACCACCAUCAUCAUCAUCACCACCGCCGCAGUCGCCGCGAUAAAUGGCCACCAAAUUUGGGCUCACUGUAACAACAAACACACACCUUUUUCAUGCACCUUUUAGGAAAAAACCAAGUUUUUCUCCAUCUUCAAAGGUUCAGUUGAUUGGUUUUGCUGGAAGAAAGUUAUCGAUUCGUCGAGAACUAUUGGUUCUUUCUCCUAAGGCCACUACUGAUCGGCCAGGUCAGGUUAAGGACGAUGAGAUUGAAGACAGCAAAAUCUUGCAGUAUUGUAGCAUUGACAGGAAAGGGAAGAAGUCUCUCGGCGAAAUGGAGCAAGAGUUUCUUCAAGCACUACAAUCGUUCUAUUAUGAAGGAAAGGCAAUGAUGUCAAAUGAAGAAUUCGAUAACCUUAAGGAAGAAUUAAUGUGGGAAGGGAGCAGUGUCGUCAUGCUAAGCCCCGAUGAACAGAGGUUUCUGGAAGCUUCGAUGGCUUAUGUAUCUGGGAAUCCAAUUAUGACGGAUAAAGAGUAUGACAAGCUGAAGAUGAAACUCAAGAGGGAUGGCAGCGAUAUAGUGGUUGAGGGUCCAAGAUGCAGUCUUCGAAGUAGAAAGGUUUAUAGUGACCUUUCUGUCGAUUAUCUGAAGAUGUUCUUGUUAAAUGUCCCUGCUGCUGUCGUUGCUCUUGGAUUGUUUUUCUUCCUUGACGAUUUGACUGGAUUCGAGAUCACUUAUCUCUUGGAGCUUCCGGAGCCUUUCAGUUUCAUUUUCACUUGGUUUGCUGCUUUGCCUUUCAUAUUAUGGCUAUCCUUUACGAUAACAAACGCCAUUGUUAAAGAUUUUCUGAUCUUAAAGGGCCCUUGUCCAAAUUGUGGAACGGAAAAUACUUCCUUCUUUGGUACAAUAUUAUCGGUAUCUAAUGGUGGUUCCAGCAACAAUGUAAAAUGCUCAGGUUGUGGGACGGACAUGAUCUAUGAUUCAGAGACACGUUUGAUCACGUUGCCUGAAGGAAGCAGUGCAUGAUUCGAGGAUGAUUUGCUUCAACACAGGUUGCAUGGAAGAGACCAUAUGAUGCAGUUUGUGAAAA